Molecule: messenger RNA, 887 nt
Organism: Coffea eugenioides
Lineage: Eukaryota; Viridiplantae; Streptophyta; Magnoliopsida; Gentianales; Rubiaceae
Product: grpE protein homolog 2, mitochondrial-like
Exons: 4
Coding region: 18-566 (182 amino acids)
Biological process (GO): protein import into mitochondrial matrix; protein folding
Cellular component (GO): PAM complex, Tim23 associated import motor
Molecular function (GO): protein-folding chaperone binding; adenyl-nucleotide exchange factor activity; protein homodimerization activity
Source: RefSeq, a predicted model, not a curated record
CAAAACCCCAAAAAAGAAUGUAUCACUUUUUAGCCUCGGUGGUAGCAAGACUGGAGCCUUGUUUCGCGAGAAGAGAUUGGGUUUUAAUAUGUAGUACGGGGCUCGCUUCUUUUCUCUGUAAAAAAGCAGAUAUAGAUUUUGAACAAUACGAAAACAGGCAAACUGAGGACAAAGCAGAUAUUGAUUCUCACAUCAAUCUGUUGUUCGAGAAGAGAUUUGAGCCUCGUAUCCAUCCCACGGAGGAGGUCGUUAAGACCCAAGGUUUAAGAGAUCUUUUUAAAGAUCUUGUGACUAAUGCAGAAAUAUGUGAGGAUGGACUUUCUAAGAUUCUGCUACGCUACGGGGUGAAUAAAUUCACCCCACAUUCUGGUGACGUGUUUGAUCCAAACAAACACAAGCUUGCUUUCUUUGUUCCUGAUCCAAAUAGGGAACCCGGACUAGUAGCAGUAGUGAAGCGGGAUGGAUACAUUUAUGGGGAUGAGGUUAUCAGGCAGGCUGAGGUAGGCGUAACGCGUGGAGUUGCGACGCGGAGGAGCCGACGACCAUCUCCCAUCCCGUCACAGUGACCAGUCCGGGCCUUUUUUUCUUAGCUACCUCUACUACUGGUCUGCUACUACCAUGUCUACCAUUUUGUUAUAUUUUUUGGAUUUUAUUUAAUGGUUUAUUCGUAUUCUGUGAGAAGAAACAGAUCUGCUACUUCAUGACUAGCGACUUCAGCAGCUCUAGUACUAUAUUUUGGAUUUUGCUGCUGCUACUAUAUUUUGGUACUUGUUGGAUAUUAUUUGAUGGCUAGUUGGGUUGGUUUGGGUUUCUUUAUGAAGAAAAAGAGGCAGCUGUGUUUUCUUCAAUUAUCAACCUCCGGUAUUGUCACAAUAACAAUUGAUGGU